This is a messenger RNA of Hippoglossus stenolepis (Pacific halibut), 922 nucleotides long. RefSeq names its product transmembrane protein 256 (gene tmem256). The transcript is spliced from 4 exons. The coding region runs from base 142 to 486 and encodes 114 amino acids. The record is from RefSeq and is a predicted model, not a curated record. NCBI's taxonomy places the organism in Eukaryota, Metazoa, Chordata, Actinopteri, Pleuronectiformes, Pleuronectidae.
GAAGACAAACUCCGUGACGCCGGGAAGUAGCAGCUUAGCAAAAGACAGCGAAGGCAGCACAGCCAUCAGUCUUCCGGCUGAAGGACACACACACACUCACACCCACACACACACACUCACACUCACACUCAGCUACACAACAUGACCGCUUCUGCUAUCGUCCGAAGACUUGCGGCCGUGUCGGGGGCUUCUGCGGUGGCAGCCGGGGCGUACGGGGCUCACGGUUUCAAAAAUGCUGAUCCCGAUGAUUACCAGAGAGUGCUCUUUGAAACAGCCAACAAGUACCAUUUCUACCACAGCCUGGCCCUGUUGGGUGCGGCCCACUGUGGUAAACCUGCUGUGGCUGGGACUCUCCUUAUAGCCGGCAUGGGGAUGUUCUGUGGCUCCCUGUACCACCAGGCUAUGACGGGGGACCCUGGUAUGCGCAAGGUGGCUCCCAUUGGGGGCAUGGCUAUGAUCGUUGGCUGGCUGGCAAUAAUUCUCUGAAGGGAAACGGCUCACGUCACGUCUCCUCACCUCCACGGGGCCUGUCAACUGUCAAACUACUAAAGGAAGAACUGAUGAGCAUGUGAGAGUUGUCUGAGGAGUCGUGCUGAAGUGCCGAGUUAUAAUGUCACCCUUCCAACCGCUCCCUGCUUUGGGUUACGGGUGUCAGCAGGUGAUAAGGUCACAACAGGAUUAUCACUUUUAAGCCACUGCUGUCUCUUUCUGACCGCUGCCCCUUGACUGUUGAGAUAAACUGGUUAAGCUAAUGAGUGCAAUUUGUCACCUCGUCAAUAUAUUGAUGUGACCGUGAAAGAUACAGUAUUUCUUUACAGUUGUUCUGUACGUUUAUACUGCAUGCUGCGGCAAAUGCGGUAACAAUGAAGAAAGGAAUUUAAGGGAUUUAAAAUAGAAUAAAAAUAAAACAAUCUUUCCUAUA